Messenger RNA from Debaryomyces tyrocola, 153 nucleotides. Lineage: Eukaryota; Fungi; Ascomycota; Pichiomycetes; Serinales; Debaryomycetaceae. The record is from the annotation of a GenBank genome assembly.
AUGAGAUGUGAUUUUGUGAGCCGCAUCUCUUCCUUUGCACGUUAUCAACAAUACAAUAUUGACAAAAAAUAUUCCGAUACCGGGAGUCGAACCCGGGUUUGCUCGGUGAAAGCGAACCGUGCUAGCCGUUACACUAUAUCGGAUAUUUAUUGA